UAUAUUUCCAAAAUCUGCUUCAGUGAAAGCAAAUCCUCGCCUGCAGCACCCAGAAGUGAACAGUAGGCGACCCGGAAGGUCUGAACUCCGACUGAAGGCAAGCAAAAGGAACAUCUUAUUAUUUUAUAAAAUAUCAUUAAAUCUACCAUCGAGGUCUCAGGAUGGCUGAACCUCGUUUUAAUAAUCCCUACUUCUGGCCCCCACCACCCAACAUGCCUGGCCAGCUGGAUAACCUUGUGUUGAUCAACAAGAUCAAGGAACAGCUGAUGGCUGAGAAGAUCAGACCGCCCCACCUGCCGUCUUCCACAGUUCCCUCCCAACAGCAACUGCUGGGGAAUCCUACACAGACAGAAAGUGGGCAGCAUGUCCAGAUGUCAGUUGAGAAACUGCAGCAGAUGCAACAAGAACUCCAUGCCCACAGCCCGUCCCAUCCAGACAUUGCCCUGCACGCCCGGCCAGCCUCCAGCUCUGUUGCAGGACGUAUUCUUGGUGAUGUAAACUUUAAUCUGGAUGAUAAAACAGCUAUAAAAGCUAGAGGAUUGUGGGAAGACUGGCAUUUGCGUCAAAUCAUAGACCAACCCUCUAGAACGAACCACCUGUCAGGUCUGCCACUUUCCUCUCGAAUGGGCAACCAUAACACCUCAGAGGCCGUCACUCUGGCCACACCCAACUCCAAUAGUCUGAGCCGACUAGGCGGAGCCCCCUCACCACAUCAUGUCCUCUCAGGCUUGGCCAGUGGCCCUGGGAUGGAGCAAAUCAAAAGUAACGGAGGCCUUGCUGGACUGCUGGGGCCCCCUCCCAAGAUGGAGGGGCGAGGCCGUAAGAAGAUAAAAGCUGAGAACGGUGGUGGCUCUCUGUUGGUGGUGCCUUAUCCCAUCCUAGCCUCAGGCAACGACCAAUCCUGCCACACCAUCACCCCCAAACAGGGCAAAUGCUACAGGUGUAAAUCGUGCCCGCUGACCUUCUUCUCCAAGUCAGACAUGCAGAUCCACUCCAAGUCCCACACAGAGGCCAAGCCUCACAAGUGUCCUCACUGCUCCAAAUCCUUCGCCAACGCAUCCUACCUGGCCCAGCACCUCCGCAUACACCUGGGCGUCAAACCUUAUCACUGCUCCUACUGCGAGAAAUGCUUCCGCCAGCUUUCCCACCUGCAGCAGCACACCAGGAUUCACACUGGAGAUCGGCCCUAUAAAUGUGCCCAUACAGGUUGUGAAAAAGCCUUCACUCAGCUCUCCAAUCUGCAGUCUCAUCAGAGACAGCACAACAAAGACAAGCCCUACAAGUGUCCGAACUGCUACCGUGCCUACUCGGACUCUGCCUCACUGCAGAUCCACUUGUCUGCGCAUGCCAUCAAAAACGCCAAGGCCUACUGCUGCAGCAUGUGUGGCAGAGCCUACACCUCAGAGACCUACCUUAUGAAGCACAUGUCCAAACACACGGUGGUGGAACACCUGGUGAGCCAUCACUCUCCACAGAGGACGGAUUCUCCCAGUAUCCCCAUACGGAUCUCCCUCAUCUGAGCACUUCGCCCUGACACCCUACCCUGACACCCUACCCCUGACACCCUACCCCUGACACCCUACCUUGACACCCUACCCCUGACACCCUGACCUGACACCCUACCCCUAACACCCUACCCCUGACACCCCUGUAAGGUCACACCCCUCCACUUAAGCGUAAUCAAUCCCAGAUAUUUUGGCUUUUAUUUGUUUGUUUGUAUACCCCAUGUGGGUUUCAAAAAUGGGUCAAACUGUAUUUGUACCUUAUCAAGAGGUAGACUUUUUUUUCUGUCAUCUAUAUGGUGUGAUUGGGUAAUGUUUGGGACAUCCAAAGAUGAUUUUACAGCACUUUCAGGCCUCAUAGUAUUGGCCAAAAAGUUUUUUAGUCUACUAAGACAAUAAAAGGCAUUGCUCCAGGCAGCUAAAAAGUUAACCAUAGGUGUUAUAAUGCAUUAAAGGACCACUCCUAUGUUUUUCUAUAUUGUCCUUUUGUCCGCUUUGCUAAAGUAUAUUUACAUUGGGAACUUUACCUUCCUUUUGGUUAGGUCAACUAAAUCAUGUAUCCAAGCAUUUUUUAGUUCCCACGCCUAAUGUCAAUGUUUGCAUCACUUUUGUUACUUAAAAAGGAAUUGUUCUCAUGUAAGCUUUAUAACGCUUAAGUAUGUCUUUUAGACAACAAUGCACACAAAAGGCUUUCAAAAUGGAGGGCCAAUACCUAUGUUUUAUUGUUGUAGUUUUCAUCGUGUUAAUAUGAUUGUCCAUGGUAUUAAAAAGGACACUGCUUAUGGCAAUCCUGAAAAGCACCAAAAUAUAUUUUGAAUCUGAUGUUGGUAUUUGUAGAAACUCAGCAUGUAAGAGUACAAAUAUUUGUGACGUAUUGAAGCACAAAGAAUUGUCCAUAAUGGAACUUACAUAUUUGUUGGUUCAAGCCAUUCCAGUACCUGACAGAUUUUCAACAAGAUUUCAAUGGAGGCAGACAACUCAUUUGAAAUCUAAAUGUAUGAAAUAUCUUAACACACAUUCCAUUAUUAUGUAACAUUUCAAUGUGACUCGAUUGAACCCUCCACCAUGUGUCAUGCUGUGGUCAAUUGCAUGCAUGAGCUCUGCCUGUGUGCUACAAAGAAUUGUUUGCCUACGUUGAUGAGGAAGGGGUCUCCUCAUAUUUCCUUUUAUCUUACCUAUGAAAUAGGAAUGGAAAGUACAAAUACGAGAAUCCACAGGUUUGAAACCAAAUGAAUGUAAUCCUUCUUAAUUUGUAUAUUUUCCCCGUGUCUGCCAGUGAUGGAUAUGGUGUGCUGUCUGGUAGAAAAUGGCAGAGCACAUUACAAAAUGUGAUACCUCCUGGCCUUUCAUUGGUUAACACCGGUGAAGCUCUUUGCGAAGAACAACAUGUGCUGCCUCCUCACUGUCUCCUUUUCUAUUGAGUGAUUAUUUGUACAUAUAUUCUGCAUCUAUGUCCUGCAGGUUAUUUUAUGCCCUUUAAUGUUUAAAUUGAAAAUGAGUAAAUUCCUGUUUUGGGUGUCCCAUUAAAUAUGUAUAGAUAUCUUUAUGUACAAAAAGACCUCCUUGUGUCUUGUAAUCAUUUUGCUCUCAUGUCUAAAUAACAAAAUGUUAAUCAUUCAUAAUUUUAUACGCAUUUAAGCCUUAACUUGUAUCAUUGUAUUACAUUUUAUUUGUCCCAUAUUGAUGCCUCUCUGUACCCAGUGUUUUAUGCAUUUUAUUUCUUAGCAUGGAAUAUACUGUAAAUAAACUAUAUUAACUGUUAAUCCCUUUUCUAUAGUAAAUGAUUAUAUAGGUCUAGCUAUUAUUACAAAAAUCAUUGUUUCAUUUGUCAUGCAUUGUGGUACCAUGUCCACAUUACACGCAGUCAAGACUUAAGAGUGAAUUGACUUUGUGUAAGAAUGAGCAAAUAAUAAAACUAUUCAAAUGUU
This is a messenger RNA of Oncorhynchus keta (chum salmon), 3430 nucleotides long. RefSeq names its product zinc finger protein 362a (gene znf362a). The record is from RefSeq and is a predicted model, not a curated record. Gene Ontology annotation, cellular component: nucleus. Lineage: Eukaryota; Metazoa; Chordata; Actinopteri; Salmoniformes; Salmonidae. Bases 162 to 1520 code for a protein of 452 amino acids. Gene Ontology annotation, biological process: regulation of transcription by RNA polymerase II. Gene Ontology annotation, molecular function: DNA-binding transcription factor activity, RNA polymerase II-specific; RNA polymerase II cis-regulatory region sequence-specific DNA binding. The transcript has 9 exons.